AUGGUUGUUUUACGUGAACUCUAUUAUGUAAUAACUUUGUUUAACUUCAUUGGCACUAACGGCGAGAGUUCCAACAUUUCUAUCAUAAAAUCGCAUUUUUAUGGACUGAGAAUAGAACGAGAACUUGAUGGCGAAUAUUUUAACUUUGUUACUCGAUUGGCUCGAAAUGAGAAAGCACAGCAGCUAGUUGUUUUUGGAAGCAAUCUGUCAAGUGUUAGUCAGUUUUGGUUUUCCACUGAUCCAACUUGUUCGCCGGAAAAAAGAAAUCAUUCAGCAUAUUUGAAUGUACAAAUCAUGAAACACAUUGAUAGUAACGUUCUACAGUGUUCUGUUGAUACUUUAAAAUCAAACAUAACGAGAUCAAUGCAGCUGUGCGUUGAUCCUCCAGAACUAUUGCCUGAUAUUAGAAUACAAAAUAUGGAAUUUACACAGAUAAUUCUGGAAGAAUCAGCGGUCUCAUUGUUUCCCACUUAUGUUCAAAUUAUAAUGAUUGUUAUUUCUGCAACCCUUAGUGCUAUAUUUUCGGGUCUUACUACUGGUCUUAUGGCAUUAAGCACUGAUGAUUUAAAGCUCAUAGCAGAAGGUAGCGAUGAUAAGAAUGAACGGGAAUACGCUUCUAAUAUUUUACCUUUACGAGUACGUGGAAAUUUCUUACUCUGCUCGAUUGUGCUGGGAAAUACAGUUUGUAAUACAACAGUAACUUUACUUAUCAGCGAUAUGUGUGAAAUGGUCGAUGAAUUUUACAUUAAUAUGAUAUUAUCUUUGAUAAUUCCAACAGCUAUAAUAACUUUGUUCGGUGACAUCGUUCCUCAAGCUGUGUGCGCACGGCAUGCUUUAUCAAUUGGUAGUCGAACUCGUUAUUUGACAAUAUUUUUUAUGGUACUUUCUUCGCCAAUUUCUUAUCCAUUUUCUAUUGUUCUUGACUGCUUACUCGGUAAAGAAGGACGUGAUGUAUACGACUGUAAAGCGUUACGUGCACUAAUUACAAUGCAACGAGAUUUAACAAAAGGAAAUUUAUCUGAUCAUAUGGAUGGCGAAACAACAGAUUUAGUCUUAGCCGCUUUUGAUCUGCCUGAAAAAGUCGUCAAAUCAGUAAUGACGCCAAUUGAAAAGAUAUUCAUGCUGUCCGAUCAAAGUAUCAUUGAUCAAAAUUUGCUAAAAACAAUUGCUGCUAAAGGUCGAACUCGGAUUCCAAUUUACAGUGGAAGUGAUCGCAAUAUGGUGACAGCAGUGUUGAAUAUGAAAGAUUUGCUACCAUUUUGUAAAACAAAUUUUCUCAAAGUUGGUACAGUAGCACAACUGUGGCAACGUAGCAGUCAAUUUCGUUUUAUUGUUGAUAGUAUGCCAGUCCUGCAAUUGCUUAUGGAAAUGAGAAAUGGUGUGCAUAUUGCUUUGGUAGUUAUUUUUGAUGAGCAAAAACGAGACUAUAUCGUUCAAGGUCUUGUUACACUCGAAGAUCUUGUCGAAGAGGUCAUUCUAUUAUUACUAUUUAAUAAUAAUGAUAAUAAUAAUAAUGUGAUAAUAGUAGUUGGAGAAAUUUUUGAUGAGCAAGAUGUUAAAAUUCGACGAGCAGCUUUUUCAGUUCGUAACUCUCGAAGAACUUUAUCAGCUCCGUGA
Molecule: messenger RNA, 1617 nt
Organism: Thelazia callipaeda (thelaziosis nematode)
Lineage: Eukaryota; Metazoa; Nematoda; Chromadorea; Rhabditida; Thelaziidae
Source: the annotation of a GenBank genome assembly